UCUCCAUGACUUUGUGAAAACUUUCUGUGGAGCAAAAAAAAAAAAAAAAAAAAAAAAAAAAAAACCAUGAGUGGAUGUCCGUUUCUAGCAAAAACUCGUUUUAAAACCAGUGCUGUAGAGGAAGAGCUAGAAGAACAGGAUGCGGAAUCUCAAAAAGGCACCAACAAAGACGCCAAUGGGGCGAUUGUUUAUGGAGACUACUUGCAGCUGGAUAAGAUUAUUAAUGCUCAGAAACUGCAGAGUGAACUGAACGGCAACAAAAUCCAUGAUGAGCAUCUGUUCAUAGUCACCCACCAAUCUUAUGAGUUAUGGUUUAAGCAGAUCAUGUGGGAGCUUGAUUCGGUUCGGGAACUGUUCGUUCACAAUCACGUUCGUGAUGAGAGGAACAUGCUGAAGGUGGUGAGCCGCAUCCACAGGAUCACCAUGAUCUUCAGGCUGCUGGUGGACCAGUUUGCUGUGCUGGAAACCAUGACAGCUUUGGAUUUCUUCGAUUUCAGGGAGUAUUUGUCCUCAGCUUCAGGUUUCCAAAGCCUCCAGUUUCGUCUCCUUGAGAAUAAGUAUGGAGUUUCAGAGAAAUUGAGAGUUCCCUACAACCGUCGGCACUAUAGGGACAAGUUUCAGGGGCAGGAGAGUGAGGACUUGAUCAAAACAGAGCAAGAGCCUACACUCCUGCAGCUUGUAGAGAAAUGGCUGGAGAGAACACCUGGCCUUGAAAUGGACGGCUUCAACUUCUGGGGAAAGCUGCAAGCAAACAUUGAGAAAGGUUUCAGGAUGGAGAAGCAGAAGCUUGAAAAAAUGCCAAAUUGCGAGAAAAAGCAAGACAUGCUGGAGGAUCUCACUAAGCAGAUUGAAGUGUUCACUUAUCUGUUCGACUCCCAACAUCAUGAACAUCUCUUAAGCAAAGGAGAGCGCCGUCUGUCCUACAGAGCUCUUCAGGGAGCCCUAAUGAUUUACUUUUACAGAGAGGAGCCUCGCUUUCAGGUGCCCUUCCAGCUUCUGACCUAUCUGAUGGAGGUUGAUACACUUAUGACUAAAUGGAGAUAUAACCACGUCUGCAUGGUGCACAGAAUGAUCGGCAAUAAAAUGGGCACGGGCGGCUCCUCCGGUUACCAUUACCUGCGUUCUACUGUCAGUGACCGUUACAAAGUGUUUGUGGAUUUGUUCAACCUGGCAACAUACCUGAUCCCACGGGCCUGGGUGCCCGAGCUGAACCCCACCAUGUACAAGUUUCCUUACAUUGCUGAGUGCAAUGACAGCUCCUACAGCUCCAGUGGCUCAUGCAGCAGUGAGGAAGACUAACCAAACUCUCUGCGCUGGCAUGACUGCAACAUUCAGAUGCGCUAUAAAUGAAAAUGAUUGCUGUCUGACGUUUUUAUUGCUGAUUUGUGAAUAUUUCAUCAGAGUUACUUAUUUGUAAUUCCUAGAAAUCAUACUCAAAGUUUAUUAUUGUUAAUUCCAUCAUAAUUCUGCCAAUCUGGUAGUUGUAUUUUGUAUAUAUUAUUUAUUAGUUCAGCUAUUGUACACAAUAAUAUUUACCCCUGUUGUUUUGCCAUUUUGAAUGAACUGCAUGCUAGCAUGUGAAAAUUUUGUAAAUAUGUAUUUAACAACAUGGCAGUAUACUGUAAUUAAUGAGAGUGCAAUAUAAAAAUUGUGUAUUGUACAUUUUUAAUAGAAAUGCUGAUUUUAACUGCAUGUUUUGAGAAGUGUGUAUCAUCAAUAAACGUUUUCCUGUGAAA
Messenger RNA from Hemibagrus wyckioides, 1736 nucleotides. It is a transcript of the gene tdo2b, whose product is annotated as tryptophan 2,3-dioxygenase b. The record is from RefSeq and is a predicted model, not a curated record. Bases 67 to 1299 code for a protein of 410 amino acids. The transcript has 12 exons. Gene Ontology annotation, molecular function: heme binding; L-tryptophan 2,3-dioxygenase activity; metal ion binding. NCBI's taxonomy places the organism in Eukaryota, Metazoa, Chordata, Actinopteri, Siluriformes, Bagridae.